Messenger RNA from Hibiscus syriacus, 291 nucleotides. RefSeq lists its product as uncharacterized. NCBI's taxonomy places the organism in Eukaryota, Viridiplantae, Streptophyta, Magnoliopsida, Malvales, Malvaceae. The record is from RefSeq and is a predicted model, not a curated record. Bases 1 to 291 code for a protein of 96 amino acids. The transcript is spliced from 4 exons.
AUGCUACUUCAACAAUGGAGUUCGCAAUGUGGAAAUCAUUGCACUAAGAAAUACACCAGUCUUACAGAAAUUCCUUGGAGAGUGUUCUGCAAAAAAGGGUGUGACAACGAUGCUGAUACGUGGGAAGAAUGUAUAUCAGAGUGCACCGAUUUAUGCUAUAAGGCUCCUGUAUUAAAGGAUCAGCAAUGGAGUUCUUAUAUUGAUCGUUCUCCUGGAGCUGUCAAACAAUCUGAGGAAUGCUAUAGUGCUUGUCUAGCUGGCUGUGGUUACAAGGUUGAUUUAUUCUAUUGA